AUGGCUGGCAGUCCCACCAACGAGUUCUCUGGUCAUCUCAUCACUCAAGUACCUGAUCAUUUCACACUUCAUGGGCCCCACGGCACACACCCUUGCAUUGUCACUGCACCCGCCAGAUGUAGCGUUGCCGGGUCGAUCAAAACUUCGAGAUACAACGCACUCCGACUUGAAGUAGCCAGGGCUCUGGCUGCGCAGCUCAUCUUGGCAACGGCAUACGUCCACCGGGCCGGCUUUGUUCACGGUGACAUUCAUCUCAGAAAUGUGUUGCUCCAAUUGCCUGGCUCCGAGAUCGACCAGCUCUCCAUCCAACAGAUUUAUGAGAAAUACUAUAAACCAGAGCCUUACCCUAUGGCUAGAACCGAGGGUCAGCCAGUCACCUCAACAUCCGUGCCAAAGAACAUCUACACGCCAAACUGGCUCGGCAAACCGAGCGACGAAGUCCUACUACCCUCAACCAAACUAUGGCUCGCCGACUUUGGAACAACCUUCAACCCUUCGCAGGAAACCAGAUUGAUGUCUUAUACCUACUUACAAAACCGGCCACCAGAAGCUAAGUUUGAUCCCACAAAGCCUCUUACGUUCUCCUCCGACAUAUGGAGUCUGGGGCUUAUGGUCUGGGAGGUCAUGGGUGAUGGGCCAUUCAUGAGUAGCUUUCUGUUCAAUUGGGACGAGGUAAUUGCUAACCAGGUCGAUGCACUUGGCCCGCUACCACGGGAAUGGUGGGAGAAGUGGGAGGCAAGGUUGAAUUAUUUUGAGGACGACGGGCAACCAAAAGGGGGGCGGGAAUAUUGGUCGCUUGAGAAACGCUUUCACAUGAAUAUCCAGGAUCCGAGAGUGGAAGAGGGCACUGAACAGAUGGAUAAUGAUGAGGCUCACGCCUUUUUAGAUAUGAGCAAAGGGAUGCUGCGCUCCAGACCAGAAGAGCGUCUGACAGUUGACCAGGUUCUGCGAUCGGAGUGGAUGAGUAAGUGGGCUCUACCUCUUGCGGAGGAAGCUUGGGAGCGUAAACUUUCGGACUGA
This is a messenger RNA of Fusarium musae, 1020 nucleotides long. RefSeq lists its product as uncharacterized. The transcript has 2 exons. Gene Ontology annotation, biological process: protein phosphorylation. Lineage: Eukaryota; Fungi; Ascomycota; Sordariomycetes; Hypocreales; Nectriaceae. The coding region runs from base 1 to 1020 and encodes 339 amino acids. The record is from RefSeq and is a predicted model, not a curated record. Gene Ontology annotation, molecular function: ATP binding; protein kinase activity.